AAGAAGAGCGUGAACAUGACCGAGUGCGUGCCGGUGCCCAGUUCCGAGCAUGUCGCCGAGAUCGUGGGGCGGCAAGGUUGUAAAAUCAAAGCGCUGCGGGCGAAGACCAACACUUAUAUCAAGACCCCGGUUCGUGGGGAGGAGCCUGUCUUUGUUGUGACGGGCAGGAAGGAGGAUGUGGCCAUGGCUCGAAGGGAGAUCAUCUCUGCCGCCGAGCACUUCUCCAUGAUCCGCGCCUCUCGGAAUAAGAAUACGGCGCUUAAUGGCGCAGUGCCCGGGCCACCUAACCUCCCGGGGCAGACCACCAUCCAGGUGCGAGUGCCCUACCGUGUGGUGGGGCUUGUGGUGGGGCCCAAGGGCGCCACGAUCAAGCGCAUCCAGCAACAGACGCACACGUACAUCGUGACUCCCAGCCGCGACAAGGAGCCUGUGUUCGAGGUAACCGGCAUGCCUGAGAACGUGGACCGAGCUCGUGAGGAAAUCGAGGCGCACAUCGCCUUGCGCACUGGCGGUAUCAUUGAGCUCACAGAUGAGAACGAUUUUCACGCCAACGGCACAGAUGUGGGCUUUGAUCUGCAUCAUGGGUCCGGCGGGUCCGGCCCAGGCAGCCUCUGGAGCAAGCCCACCCCCAGCAUCACGCCCACUCCGGGCCGCAAGCCCUUCUCUAGCUACCGCAACGACAGCUCCAGCUCUCUCGGCAGCGCCUCUACAGACUCCUAUUUCGGCGGAGGGACCAGCGGCAGUGCCGCCGCCACACCGCGCCUGGCGGACUACAGCCCCCCUAGCCCCGCGCUCAGCUUUGCUCACAACGGCAACAACAACAAUGGCAAUGGAUACACCUACACCGCGGGGGAAGCUUCUGUGCCUUCCCCCGAUGGUUGUCCUGAGCUUCAGCCCACCUUCGACCCGGCCCCCGCCCCACCGCCUGGGGCGCCACUUCUCUGGGCCCAGUUCGAGAGGUCCCCGGGAGGCGGACCUGCAGCUCCCGUGUCCUCUUCCUGCUCUUCCUCUGCAUCUUCCUCUGCUUCGUCCUCCUCAGUGGUCUUUCCUGGGGGCGGCGCCAGCGCGCCCUCCAACGCCAACCUAGGGCUGCUGGUGCACCGCCGGCUGCACCCGGGCACCAGCUGCCCGCGUUUGUCCCCGCCCUUGCACAUGGGCCCGGGGUGCUCGGUGUGCUUUGAGAGCGAAGUAAUCGCCGCCCUGGUGCCCUGCGGCCACAACCUCUUCUGCAUGGAGUGCGCCAACCGCAUCUGCGAGAAGAGCGAGCCUGAGUGUCCGGUCUGCCACACCGCGGUCACUCAGGCCAUCCGCAUCUUUUCCUGAAGGGAGCGCGGGCUUGCGUGCACCACCACGCAGGGGAAGGAGGACCCCCUUCCCUCCGUCCUCACUUCCCAGCGCCUCUCUGUCUCCUUGGUGCCCACCUUCUCCUCCCCCACUGCUCAUACUCUGAUCCGAAGAGGAGCUUGGAAAGCUGUAGUAUCCGCUCAUUUUUUUAAAUUUAAUUUUUAAACAAAGGAACUUGCCAGGAUAUCUACAUCAAGAGUACUGUAGCCUGGGAAACCUCUGAACCACCUGAAAUGCAUGCUCUAUAAAUAAUAGGAACGGCGACAUUCUAGUAAUGAUAGUUUUUACACUGUACUUAAUAGGAAGCUUCCAAAAGAAGAAAACCCCACAAGUUUUCCAUUUUCUUAAAGUAGGAAAAAAUGAACAAUAAUUAUUAUGAUGAAGAUGAUAAUAAUAGUGCUAUGGGAUGUGUGGACUGUUUUAGUGUGUUCCCCUUUGUGGCUGGGUUCCUACGAUGCUUAUUAUAGAACACAGUGGAUCCUUUUUGAAUGUUCGUGGAAGGGCCAGGAGUUCCUGUGAAACCAGGAUACUGCAGCUUUAUUAAAGUUAAAGGAACUGUAACAUAUCUCUUAUAUAUUAAAAACGUUUAAAAGUUUUAAAGAGAAAUUGCAUUAAUACAGAUUGAAGUAUUUUAUUCUUUUUUGACUUGAAAAAUUAUAUUUCAUAUUGCAAAGAUGUUUACAAGUAUUUUAAUUUAAGUUCAGUGAACUUUUUUGUAGCUGGGUUAAAUCUUUUUAUUUUAGUAUGGCCUUAUGGCAAAGAACACUGUAUUAUUUUAAUAAUCACACAAUUGUGACGGAAUUACAAACCAUAAGAUGUGUAAUGUUUUGAACAGUAUUCUGUUGGGAUGGAGAUUUUAUAGGUUCAGACAAAUCUUCUAGAUCUGCUUCACCCAGCAUAUUUUCUAUUCAGUGAUAUAAAGCAUAUUUUAUUCUAUAUUAUUACAAAAAAAUGGAAAUGUAUAAACAUGUCAAAAGGAACUGUUGAUGCUUUUUAACAUUUGUAUAAAUAGAAUUCAGUGCAAGUUACAAAAAUUCUGUUGCACCACUAUAGUUUUAGUAUUUCUAUUUUAAUACAUUUGUUUACCACUUGUUUAUGUAUAUGUAGGUGAUGUUACUUGAGCUUAAAUGUACUUUACUGAGCAAAGUUUAAAAAAAAGUAUAUUUUAUUUUAUGAUAAAGGGCCUUUAACCUCAUGGUCAAAUACUAAUAUUAUAUUUGCUGAGACAAGAUUUGAAAUUGUAUCAAGAGUUUUAUUUUUCUGACAUUUAAAGUUCUACAUAAUAAAGGUAAAACUUAAGUAAUGGUGCUACUUCAUUUUUUAAGUAUUUCUAUA
Messenger RNA from Vicugna pacos (alpaca), 2679 nucleotides. The record is from RefSeq and is a predicted model, not a curated record. Lineage: Eukaryota; Metazoa; Chordata; Mammalia; Artiodactyla; Camelidae.